GUUUGCAAGUUUUGUAACAGCAACAGCAAUAAACAUAUGCAAACAGCUUAUUGGAGACGCCUUCAGAAACAGUGAACACACAAUUAUUUCCUGGCAAGCCCAAUAUUCCGUAUCAUCAUUAGCAUCAUCGUCAUCAUCACCACAGCCACAAUCGAACAUCGUCAACUCGAAAACCAAAGGAAACUUUCCAUGUUAACUGCCAUUGAUCUGCCUUAUCCUUGAAACUUUUUUGCAUUCGACUCACUUAUUUUUCGUCUUCAUCAUCACCAUUAUUAAAAUCUUCCGGCUCUCAUUAACAAGUUAAUUUGAUCAACCUAUUCCUGACAUCAAGUGCUGUCUUAUUCGGUUUGUCAAAACAAAAACAGUUAAUUCAGUUGAAAUAGUCGCCAAUUUUUUGCUAAAAAACAUUGAUUGAUACUAACAUAUUGAUUAAUAGCUCAACGAUUUUUUCUGCUGAUCAAAGUUAGAGCCACUGAAGUUACUGCCAACACUCACGAAAGCAUCUGAAUUUCAUCUGCUAUAUAAAGUCUUUAUAAUGGCCUCAAAAGAGGAUGAUAAGCUUUCAGCAUCCAAGAUAACAGCAAGUGGUCCUGGACUUGUCAUGGGUGAGACAGGAGGAAUAUGCCAAUUCAACGUUUAUACUCAUUAUAUACCUAAAUUCAAAGGAGAUUUUGAUCCUCGAAGUGAACUGGCCUUUUCAAUGGAUGGACCUUCACUCCCGGUUCCCUUGAAAGUUGAUGCUGUGGACGAGACUCGGGGUGUGAUGGAUGUGACCUACACACCACUCUUACCAGGAAAUUAUUCAAUCAACAUUAAAUAUCAUGGUGAACAUAUCAGUGGAAGUCCGUUUAAGGUUAAGAUUGAAGGAGAAAGUAUUAAACAGUUCACUCUAACCUCCAAAGUCAAAGUUUACGGACCUAAUUUGAAAAAUGGCAAAGCUAAUGAACUGAACACUGUUUAUAUUGAUAUUGAUGAUCCUUCAAUUAAAGGUGGUUUAGCUGCUUCAAUGGCUGGUCCUAAAACAGCAAAAGUUAAUCUUAAAAUGGUCGAAGAAAAGGAAACAGUUUUUAAGGUUACUUAUUCACCGACAAUUAAGGGAAAUUAUCUGUUGUAUGUUAAAAUUGCAGAAACAAAUGUUCCAGGGUCACCAUUUAGUAUUAUUGUUUCACCCUAAUGGUAUUAUUGGUCAGAUAAUCACAAUUCAAUGUGUCAUGUCAAUUGUGUGAUUGUAUUUCUGUCCAACUGAUUCAAAAUUGUUGCUUUUGGUAAUGUUCUAGUCGUUAUAUUGUUGGUUUGCUCAUAAUAAAGAUAUUAAAUAUUUUGUAAAAGACA
Molecule: messenger RNA, 1332 nt
Organism: Tetranychus urticae (two-spotted spider mite)
Lineage: Eukaryota; Metazoa; Arthropoda; Arachnida; Trombidiformes; Tetranychidae
Product: filamin-B
Biological process (GO): actin cytoskeleton organization
Molecular function (GO): actin filament binding
Source: RefSeq, a predicted model, not a curated record